CUGUGACAGGAUAGCACAGAUGAAGUUGUGAUCUCAGCCUGAAAGUUCAUUGCUUGGAGGUGCAGUGGAGACGUUUAGUUGCUGCAGUUCUCAAGCUCACUCUUCCUGAUGAUCUGGGAUCUCUGCACAGACCUCCAUCAGCUGCUAUACCUGGAAAGCAGUGAGACGUUCCGAAAGUGAUUCUCUGUGGGAUUGUGGAUAAUAAAGCGACAUGGGUUCUGUUAUCCUAAGAGUUAUUGUGUUGCUGGCUUUAACUGGACUUGGUAUUAGUAAAAAUGCAGGAAAUUCCUUCCAGAAUGAGACGGACAGCACUGCUGACUUCAGCAUGAACAGGACCUUUCCUCCACGUCCACUGAGACCAAACAGUACCAUGAUCUGGUGCCCAGAGAGGACUAAAAUCAGCCAUGUCUUCAAGUACAUAAACACUAUAUUAUCUUGUGCUAUUUUCAUCAUUGGGAUGGUUGGGAAUGCAACUCUUCUCAGAAUAAUCUACCAGAACAAGUGCAUGAGGAAUGGACCAAACGCUCUGAUAGCCAGUCUGGCACUUGGGGACCUUAUCUACAUUGCCAUUGACAUUCCUAUUGUUGUGUUUAAGCUUCUUGCAGAACGAUGGCCCUUUGAUCAGUCACCGGUUGGAGCAUGUCUUUGCAAGCUGGUCCCAUUCAUACAGAAGGCUUCUGUUGGAAUCACAGUGCUCAACUUGUGCGCUCUGAGUGUCGACAGGUACAGGGCAGUUGCAACCUGGAGCAGGGUUCAAGGCAAUGGAAUCCCUCUUAUCACAGCAAUUGAAAUUAUCUCCAUUUGGGUUAUUUCAUUUGUUCUCGCGAUCCCUGAGGCUAUUGGAUUUGUCAUGAUACCAUUUGAAUAUCGAGGAGAACAGUUUCGUACAUGCAUGUUCGCAGCUACAUCACCAUUUAUGGAGUUCUACAAAAACGCAAAGCAUUGGUGGCUGCUUGGCUUUUACUUCAUUGUACCCCUAGCAUGUACCGGAGUAUUUUAUACAUUAAUGACAUGUAAGAUGCUGCACCAACGGAAAGGAAGUCUGAGGAUAGCCUUGAGUGAGCAUCUUAAGCAGCGCCGUGAGGUUGCAAAGACAGUAUUCUGCUUGGUCGUGAUAUUUGCCCUGUGCUGGUUCCCCCUGCAUCUGAGUAGAAUAAUUAAGAAGACAGUAUACAAUGAACGGGAUUCUGGGAGAUGUGAGCUUCUCAGUUUUUUGUUGGUGAUGGAUUUCAUCAGUAUUAACUUGGCAGCCCUCAACUCGUGCAUAAAUCCAAUAGCGCUCUACUUUGUCAGCAAGAAGUUUAAAAACUGUUUUCAGUCAUGUCUGUGUUGCUGUUGCCAAUCAAAGACUGUCACAAGUACAUCUCCAAUGAACGUCACCAGUAUUCAAUGGAAAAACCAUGACCAGAAUUACUACAUUGCAGACAGGAGCAUCCACAAGGACAGCAUCAACUAACCAUAUCCCCUAACUCCAAUGACCUCAGAAAACAUGAUCAUAAUGAAUGGCUUUCCUCAAAGCUAGGCUCUAUUUUUUAUUUUUUUUUACAAAGAAAGAUAAAAUUAUUUGGACAGACAUUGAGGAAUCUACCAUUCGAUUUCAAAGACUAACUGGAGCACUGCUGAGUCCGAGCUAUAAGCACAUGGUUUUUAUUGACUGUAAUACAGUCUUCCUGUUUUUCUUUUUUCUUGGUAUACUGUAGAUGCGGCCAAUGUUGUCCUAUAUAUGGACCAGAGAAAAAUCAGAUAAAGGCAUGGCUGUAUUAAGACUGACAUGAUGAAAUUGUAAAAAAAAAUUGUAUAAGCAGCAGAUGUUACAGUCAUUUCUGCUAUAGUCCACUCUAUUCUAUUGAAUGUAAUAAUGUCCUACAGUGUGUAAAGCCACAUUCAUACAACAUUGGGGCAGUGUGACAGCACGCAAUCUGAAUGGGACUUAUUGUGCUGCCAUACAGAGCUCUGUGGGGGGUGUCAUAUGAAUGGAAUUAUUUUUCCCUAGAAGUAUCGUAUUUUUCGCCCUAUAGGACGCACCGGCAUAUAAGACGCACCCAAUUUUAAAGGUGCAAAAUCUAGAAAAAAAAGAUUCUGAACCCAACAGUGAUCUUCAACCUGCGGACCUCCAGAUGUUGCAAAACUACAACUCCGAGCAUGCCCGGACAGCCGUUGGCUGUCCGGGCAUGCUGGGAGUUGUAGGUUUGCAACUUCUGGAGAUCCGCAGCUUGAAGACCACUGGUAUAGGAGGUAAUACUCACGUGUCCCUGCCUCUCCGGACCCGUCACCGCUCGUCACCGCUGCCCUGGAUGUCCCCGUGGUGUCCCCGACGCUCCAGACGUCUUCUUCCCCAGGAUCCACGGUCUCCGUCAUCACGUCGCUACGCACGCCGCUCCUAUUGGAUGACGGGACGGCGUGCGCGACGAUGUUAUGACGUCGAAGGAGAGCGCCGGCCAUGCAGGGGAGCAGACACCGAGGAGGCAGGUAAGGUCCCUCCCGAUGUCCUGUAAGCUGUUCGGGAUGCCGCGAUUUCACCGCGGCGGUCCCGAACAGCCCGACUGAGCAGCCGGGUUAGUGUCACUUUCGCUGCAGACGUGGCAGUCAGCUUUGAUCGCCGUGUCUGAAGGGUUAAUACAUGGCAACACCGCAAGCCGUUGAUGGCCGCAGGGACCGCCGCGAUAGGUGUGUAUUCGCCAUAUAAGACACACCAACUUUCCCCCCCAGUUUUGGGGAAGAAAAAGUGCGUCUUAUACGGCGAAAAAUACGGUAACUCUUCAUGAGGUGAAAAGCUGUGUACAUGUCAAACAAUAGAGGAUGGCACAGCCACAAUUAUUUUGUUGUUGCAUUCAUAUAGAAUUCAACAGAAAAAACUGUGUAUACCUCCAUAUGGUAUGUGAGGCACACUGAGGUACAUAAAGGCCUCAUGCACUUCUAUAGGUACCCUAUUACAACUAAGUGCAAAAUGAAGCCAAAAUAUGACCUUGUGUGUGAGGCUUAAAAGAGUAAAUCAACCAACAGUAUUUCUAUUGUUAUUAUAUAUAAAUAUAACUAUAAUUACUUUGUAUAUAACAAUUUUUAUUUAACAUUGUAUCUUGAAAAGUAUAUUUUUUAAUCUGAAAGUAUAGAGGAUUGUGAAAUAUUGUAUUAUAGCAUGAGUUGUACUUGCUUUUAUUUCAGGGAAGGAACAUCAUAGGGAGGAGACACACAUUUUGUAGCACUUCAUUGUACGAACCCUUACCAUAUGAGUAUAGAUAGCAGCAUUUUUAAGUGCAUGACAAAACGCAUUAAAGUGUGUUUAUGAAUGAAAUAAUUCUAUCUGAAUAUAUUUGCUAGUUGUCAAUUAAAGGUGUUUUCGGGGUAUCUACUUAAAUCUGAGCACAAAGAAGGAUUCUUUUAUAACAUUUAUGAAAUGCCCCCAUGUCAGGAAUCAAAAAUGUGUUGCCCUGGGCUGUCCUUAAGUUAAAUGGUGGUUUUAUCAGUGUUAGGGUCACGGCAGAUGGUUGAUCUUUUGGGCCUGUGUGGAUGAUGACGUGAGUCGUGCCAGGGAGCGGAGGCUAAGGUGCUGCUGGUUUUCACCAGAGCCCGCCCAAAGUGGGAUGGUCUUGCUGUGGCAGGUGGCACCCAGGUCACUACCCCUGGCACGACUCAUCCACACAGGUUGCUGGGAGGUGGCGUGGCACAAAAGGAAACUGUCAAGAUGGGGUCAAGGUAGCAGUAGGUCAGGGCAGGUGGCACAGGUGCAGGGUCAGGUAACGGAACAAGGAUAAGGAACACGGAUACCAGAAACACAGUAUGCUUUCACUAGGGCACAAUGCAACAAAGAUCUGGCAGAGAGCAAAGGGUGGAGCUGAUACUUAAAGACAGGGUGCAGGUGUAGAAACUUAAUUAAAUGAGUACUGGCCCUUUAAAUGUAAGAGCUUCUCUGCGCGUCGGGGCUGCUAGAACAUGAAGACCAAGGAGGUUAGUGACAGGCUGGGAUUCACAUGCAGGUGCAUCCCGUGAUGCGAAUCCCAGCCCCGCCAGCAGCGGGACAUGACAAUUGAGCACUCACGUCUAUCGUGUCUGGCUGAAGCGCAGAUGUUACAAUCCGGCACUCAGAUUUGGACAUGUUGAGUCUAUUUCUAUAGGGAGAUAAGCGACUGGUAAGAGAAAUCUGGCAUACCUCCUCUCUCUCUAUUCAGAACACAUGCAGGCUUGGCCAAGAAUCCAACAGUUACGUCUUUUAUAUAGUCACUAGCAGCCACAAUAGCUAAGAGAAGACUGAUGUCCAGUCUUGGAGCUGUUUUGUAGUAAGUAAAUGACUUCUCGUGUGUUUUUUAUUAUAUUUAGGAUAUACAGUAAGUAAGCUAUACAUAUAAACCAAGACUUUGUAGAGGGCAUUUUGCAGUUGUGUCAUCAAUGUUGAAUGUUCUUUUAAAGUAUUCUUCAAACUUCACUUCAAAGUGAAAAAGUCCAAAAGUCCAAACAUACUUUGAAUAUUGAAUUAUGACUGUUUACAAUGCUGGUACAUUUAGCCAUAUAACACACCCUUUAGAAAAAUCUGCAAGAUUGUUUCCAUACACAACUACUUAGCUGAAAGAAAUGCUAACAAUAUUGUAUAACCAUGGGACAGCAUUCUCUUGUAUGAUUUAUUGGAAUAUGUUCCUCAGCGUCUAAUGAACUUAAAGUGUACCUGUUGUUUCAGGUAAAUUUCCAGAAUAAGUUGUCCUUUAUAUGCAUGUGAGCACUAUUUCUAGCCAUUAUUUCACCUGUCUAUUGCAUUUUUCCCUUGGUUACCUCACUACGGGCUCUAUCCCUGUGUCAGCUUUCUAUGAGCUAAGAUGCAGAGUGGAUAAAGACUAUCCUCUAUGAUGGCUUCCAUACACUACAUACACACAAAAAAUAGGGGCUCCUGAUUCCCUACCUCUCUGUAGAUAGCUCUCAGACGUUGUAGCAGCAAGUAGUGCAGUAAAGAGCAGUCAAACAUGUGAAACCAGCACUUUCUGUCAGACAGUAAGCUUUCAGAGUCUGUGUCUCUUUCUGCACUUCCCUUCAUUUUCACUCAUCCACUUGAUCAUCCCCUCUCUUCAUAGACUUGUAUGGACAGUGUAAUCUGAUCUCUGAGAAGCCAAAGCCUACCCUCUGCUGAAGAUAUGUUUUUCUUAGUGAUAAGCAGAUAUGAAGUGAGGGGUAAAGGAGGAAGAUAGCUGUGUAAGUGGAAAAGGAAGCACUUUUGUCCAAUAUUCACUUGAAUUAUCCUCUUGUAUCAUUGGAUUUCUGAAAAGAUGUUUGAAAUGACGGUUACACUUUGAAUAAUUUCUGUGUACCUUACACUGUGUCUUAUAUGACUAUUACAUAGCAAAAAGGGUGACAUCUACAUAGCGUAAAUUUCAUUAUCAGGGAUGGUAGCCUUAUAAGUCACAAAUGAGCCAUUUUCAGGGGGACAGACAGACUCUGAAUAUUCUGUAGGCUAAAGAAAAUCUGCAGUGUUUCUACAGGAAAAUCUCCAGUUGCAAAUCUGCACCAAAUCUUGACAACUUUAGUGAUUUUUUGCAGUGAGCUUUUCUGGUGAAUCUAAAAAUAUAUAUAUAUAUAAAUUGUAAAAAAUAUGCAGUUAUGAUUACACAAUAAUGCUGCAAAUAAAAUGAAGUCACAAUACAAAAAUGUUUGGUGUAUCUACAACAUGCAUGACGUGCUAAAGGUAUAAAAUGUGCACUGCAGCACAGUUUUUACAGUAUGUGGAUAACAAUGUAGCCGACAUGCCCCCUCCAUGUAGCUCUAUGGGCGAGACGGGGAAACCCGAGUGCAGUGCUCUGGCUUUCCCAUAGAGAUGCAUGGAAGGGGCGUGUCGGCAACAGCUUUAUGCGGUGGUCAAAACACCCUAUUCAUGCAGAGAGCAGGGUGCCGUGUGGGAGAUCUCAGGGGGCCCCAGUGGUCAGACCCCCCGUGAUCUGACACUUAUCCCCUAUCCUUAGGAUGGAGGAUAAAUAUUUCUAUCCCGAAGUACUCCUUUAAUAUCAUCUACUUUUCUGGCUCUGUAAUACUGUCCCAUGUGAAUAAACUUAGGUACCAUUUUGGAAAUGAAUUUCUUAAUGUAUAAGAUGUACCUAAUAAGGCUCCAAUGUAUAUACAGGCACCCUGACACAGAUGGAUUCAAUCUGCACGAAAGCAAUAUCCCUUCUAAAUAAUUAUCUUAAUGUCAUUCAAUGUACUUCUGUAUAUACACAUUCAAUUCCAAACAAUCCUCAAAUGGUGACCUGUUAUAGUCAUCAGGGACAUAUAGUGUAUUUAUUAGAGUGUUUCUGAGCCAUUUCUACCAUGUACUUACUAUUCUUCAUCUGUAAAUACUAUGUAUAAACUGAAAUACUGUCUGUUUUUGUCUUGUUUUGUUUUAAAAUUGCCACAAACCAGAUUCACACAGGUAAGGAACUAAACGCAUUAGCUAUUCAUACUCUUAUCCAAAACAAUUGCAUCAUUUUUUUUUUUUUUUUUUAUAACUGGGGACUGUAUUAUGUAAAACCAUAUGUCACACAUAGACUUCUAUGGGGGUGCUACUUUACCUCUGUAAUUCUCUGAUUUAAUAUGUAGGCAGACUGAGGGGUUUUUCAGAUUCCUUAUACAUUUGGGAGUCUUAGCAGGCUCUAUUGGAUCCUAUAUUAUAGAGCUAUGCUGCCUUAGUUGCAAGUUUAUAGAGUAGACACAGAGAGGCAAUUGGUCCAUAGUUAGGAGCCAUUGGGAUUCUGGGCCUCUGUCUGACCUCUGUCAUGUUUAUUAGGGCUUUAGUGUAGCUGUAGUCUGCAGCGAGAUAGCAAUAGCUAUUUUAUGUGACAUUAAUUGUCCAUUUCCAAUACUGACAAAAUGGCUUAAUAUUUGUUUCUAUGACAUUGAAUGUUCAGUGUUCAGUUUGCAUUAUAUUUAGGGAUGUCCCGAUACCAUUUUUUAAGACUGAGUAAGAGUACCGAUACUUUUUUUUAAGUACUCGCCGAUACCAAUUACUGAUACUUUUUCUGUCAUGUGACAGGGUUUUUUUUUUUUUGUUUUUAAUGGGAAAAGGGGGUGGGUUUUUUUCUCAUUUUUAUUAGAGGAAGGGCUUUUUUUAUAUAAAAAAAUAUUUUAUUUAAAAGGGGGAUUUAAACUUUUAUUAGGGAAGGGGUUAAUUCACAUUUAUUAUUUAUUUAUUUAUUUUACAAAUUUUUUUACACUUUUUUUAGUCCCCAUAGGGGACUAUUACAUGCAAUCUGUAGAUAGCAUAACAGUGAUCAGUGUUAUUCGUGCUCCUUUACUACUGCCUGCCAUGGAUGGAAGCCGUAAAGGAGCGAUUGGAAAGCAAAGAGCACGGUAUGGGACCUCCGGCCGUCCUCUCAGCUCAUCAGGACACCGCAAUCAGUAUUCCUGAGCUAACCAGCAGUUAAUUUCAUGACAUUUAGAUGCCAUGAUCAUCUUUGAUCGCGCCGUCUAUGGGGUUAAUGCCGGACAUCACCGCGAUCGGUUAUGUUCGUCAUUUGCCACAGAUCCCGGCUAUGAUGCGCGCUCAGCUGCUGGGCGCGCUACAUAGUUCGGCACCUUUGUGAUACCUGCUGGCAGGGGACAUAUCGGAUUAGGUAUCGGGGACAUUUGCACGAGUACACGUACUCGUGCAAAUGUUCAGUAUCGGUACCGAUACCAGUAUCGAGACAUUCCUUAUUAUAUUAAACUACAAAAAGAGAUCAGCCAUCUCAUAGUAUACAUGGCAAAAGUAAAACACAAGAGUGGGAUGGGCACUGCAAACACCUAUAUACUGAAAUUAGCAAAAUAAGCCAGGCAAGGCUAUUGAUAAUUUCUGGGUGUAGUAGAAAUAUUGGGGUGCUAGACAAUGAUAGCAAGCAAGUAUAUAGAUAUCUUUAUGCAAGAAGAAAACAUUGCACUCACCAAUAUGCUUCAAAGGAAAAUCAGACUUUAUUCAGCAUUGCAGCAAUGUCCAUAGGAAAAAAAAAUACGUACACGCAGGUGAGCAGGGAGGGGGAGCAGCUAGCGGCUCUGCGGCCAAAGUGUUAAGGAACUACAGCACCGUUUCUCGUCUGUGACGCUUCUUCCGGUUCUAUAUUUUUCUAUGGACAUUGCUGCAAUGCUGAAUAAAGUCCGAUUUUCCUUUGAAGCAUAUUGGUGAGUGCAGACAUGGUUUUCUUCUUGCAGAAAGACAUCUCAUAGUACAACUGACAAAGUCCCAACAAUUUUUUAGAAGUCUCAUGUAUACAAACCAGUGAGUUAUGCCAUUCCAAGUAUUCUGAACUACGUAAAACACCUCCUUAGGAGGACAAGCUGGUUAGCAGGCUAAUGUUCUAUUCCAGUAAAAUUCUAUUUUGCCACUUCCUUUGUUUGUUUGUGAUACAUGUCUCCUAACAGCAUAGUAUGUCCUCUAAAGCAAUCUACUUUUAAAUAUUUGGUCAUUGUCCCAUGAACAGAGUUCUGCACAUUUCCAGUGGAUUAGCUAAAAUAUGUGAGAUCUAUUCUCUAAAUGAAAAACA
This is a messenger RNA of Hyla sarda, 8468 nucleotides long. RefSeq names its product endothelin receptor type A (gene EDNRA). Bases 212 to 1456 code for a protein of 414 amino acids. Lineage: Eukaryota; Metazoa; Chordata; Amphibia; Anura; Hylidae. Gene Ontology annotation, biological process: regulation of blood pressure; G protein-coupled receptor signaling pathway; enteric nervous system development. Gene Ontology annotation, molecular function: endothelin receptor activity. The transcript has 8 exons. The record is from RefSeq and is a predicted model, not a curated record. Gene Ontology annotation, cellular component: membrane.